This is a messenger RNA of Aspergillus steynii IBT 23096, 1323 nucleotides long. RefSeq names its product questin oxidase family protein. Gene Ontology annotation, molecular function: oxidoreductase activity. The coding region runs from base 1 to 1323 and encodes 440 amino acids. NCBI's taxonomy places the organism in Eukaryota, Fungi, Ascomycota, Eurotiomycetes, Eurotiales, Aspergillaceae. The transcript is spliced from 5 exons. The record is from RefSeq and is a predicted model, not a curated record.
AUGGCUACCGCGCGCAAGAUCCAGUUGACCACGUCCGAUUCAGGCGUGUUCUCAUCUGGUAUCAGAGAAGAUUCAGCGCAGGUGGCCAGCGAGCUUUUGCAGGAGGAUCUGGAAAAGCACCAUGUUUACUUCAACAAUAUGGGGUUUCAUAACCACCUUGUUCAUCAUAUCUUGAGCAUCUUUGUCCUGGGGGCAACCCCGGAAGAGAUUAGGGAUGCAUACAACAGAAACAAAGGUUAUCAAAGACCGGCCUUACCAGCUGACAAGGCUGUAAUCCAGUCACUGUACGACAAAGAGGGGUUCAAGAAAUGUCUCGGAAGAGAUAGGAACUAUCCCAAUUUCUUGGAGUUCUUCCAGCAAGAAAUCGAGAAGAAAGGUGUUGAGAAUGUUCUCAACGAGUAUUUGUUCUCCGGAGAUGAAAAUGCGGAGAGCAUGCUGGCUCGACUAUUUGGAGGACUCAUCCACCCGCUGAUCCAUCUUGGAUUUGGAAUUGAGUUCAACCAGCCGGCUAUAAUAGCUGAAGCUCUGGCUCAAACAGCAAUCCACGAGGACUGGACCGGUCCAAUGUUUCUCUGGCCAGCCGAAAAGUUAGCAGGAGGCAUUGGCAAGCCGGGAAAGAAGUCACUGUUUCAAAUCCUGGAGGAUAUUCGUGGGAAUGAAAAAUUGACUGGCUCCGCCAAGUGGGAGGAUGGUAAUAAGUUGAGGGACGGAGUCCUGCGGCGAGCGCCAGAUGAGAUGCUCAGAUACGCUGCGGAAUUCACCGUUUCCAGCGAUCAGAUGGAAGCUAAACUGGCGGAAAUGAUAAACACAGUCGUAUAUUACAGCAGUGCUGCACAACAUCCCCCUAAGCAGGUCAAGUUCGACUUCUUCCUCAUACAUAGCCUGAACUCGUCCAUUUUCUUCUCGAAAAUCCUGUCACUUCCAUUCCUGCACACCCAAACCCGAUUGCGUCUUAUUGAAUGGAAGGGGCGCUUGGAUCUCCUGCUCUACGUAUCUCGCGGAGCUCCUGUACUUCUCCUGAAUGAAGUGACAACCUACCCGGCUUCAAAAAGCUGGGAGACCAUUUUCAAGCAUUGCAAUACCCACCCUGGCGAUGACGGACACUUGGCGAAAUUGGCGAGAGCCGUUGCUCAUGGCGAAGCUGCGUGCCGUGCUUUUGAGAGUCAAGCCACGGAAAGGGGACUGAUGAUCACCGGUGAUAUGUGGUUGAAAAUUGGCAACAUGGUCAUGGAUUCGACCUCGGACCAAGGACCACUGUGGGUCCGCUCAACGGGUUUCGAACAGGCCUGGGCAGAGUUUCAAGAGCGACGGCAUCGGCUGUGA